AUGAAGUGGCUAUUUACCGGGCUAAUCGUAGCUCUCACCGUGUCUGAAGCCGUGGGCGCUAAAGACUGGUUCAGCAAAGCUGUCUACAACCAAUGGCACGAAACCGAACUCGAACGCUGGCUUUCGGACCAUGACGUUCCAUAUCCUUCUCCUGCAGAUCGCAAGGAUCUUGAGGAAUUGGUAAAGUCCAACUGGGAGUCGUAUGUCACGGCGCCGGCUUCGAAGACAGCAGAGGAGGUCUCAGGGUCCCUCAACGAUGUCAAGGAGUGGAUAUUUGAUUCAUGGAGUGACUCCCAAUUAAAAGCCUUUUUGGACCGCCAUGGAGUCCCCUGCCCUCAACCAAAGAAGAGGGAUACCCUCCUGUCAGCGGCCCGCAACAACUAUGAAACAAUCGCCCAGAAGCUCGGUCAAUCGGUUAACUAUCCAGGAAACUGGCUGUAUGAGCAUUGGACCGAAUCCGACCUCAAGGAGUAUCUUGAUAGCCAUGGCUACCCGGUUCCUCAGCCAACAUCCCGUGACAAGCUUAUUGCCGCCGUGCGUCGUAACUCGCGCCGUGCCGGAAUAGAAAGCCGAAAGACUGCUUCAGCCGCGUCGGCGUCGAUGGCGGCUGCUCAGGAAACACUUGCAGAGGCACUGUUCAAUGCUUGGUCUGAGUCUGACUUUAAAAAGUUCUUCGAUGAACAUGGCAUCAAGGUACCCCAGGGCUCUAGACGGAAUGAAAUGCUGGCCUUGGCACGCAAGAAUCGUAAUGCUCUACUGGAAAAGUCAUCUGCGUCUCUCGUCUCUGGAUUUGGAGCUGCUACCUCUAAGGCCGGCAACGAAUAUGCUCGUGCCACGGAUGAUGCGCAGCUGAAGAUGAACGACGUCUUCAACCAAGUUAUUAACGGAUGGUCUGACUCCCGUCUUAAGGGAUAUCUAGAUGCUCGUGGCGUUCCAGUACCACAGAACACUAAGAGGGAUGAACUUCUUGCCAAAGUGCGACUCCACGGACACAAAGCUGCCAGUGGAUAUUCUGCAUGGACCUUCGACACCUGGAACCGAGAGAAUCUAGGGAAAUACUUGUCCUCCCAGCACAAGAAGGCCUUAGAGGGCGUUGAGUAUAGCCGCGAUGAACUGUUAAAGCAGGCUCAAGACGCAUACAAUCGUGCCUCCAAGGCCGGUGGCCCUACUUAUGCCUCCAUCACAAACUACCUUGCCCAAACCACCGAUUCUGUAAAAGACAACUUCAACUCAUGGUCCAAGGAUGAUGUCGAGAAGUACCUUGCCUCCUAUGGUAUCAAACCAACUCGCGGGUCAAGCAUUGAAGAGCUGCGAAAGCAGGCUCAAGCGAACGCUGAUUACUUCCGCUAUGGAGUAACGAAACAGGAGUCUUCUAUCUUUACUCGACUACAGGAUAUGGGACAGUGGGCCUGGGAUCAAUUGAAGAUCGGAGCUCUUAGUGGUAGAGCUGAAGGGCAGAAGGCGGCACAGGACGUGAAGGAGAAGGUAUCGAAGGCCGCUGAUGAGCUUUAG
Molecule: messenger RNA, 1512 nt
Organism: Arthroderma uncinatum
Lineage: Eukaryota; Fungi; Ascomycota; Eurotiomycetes; Onygenales; Arthrodermataceae
Product: stress response protein ish1
Exons: 5
Coding region: 1-1512 (503 amino acids)
Source: RefSeq, a predicted model, not a curated record